Molecule: messenger RNA, 1717 nt
Organism: Chrysemys picta bellii (western painted turtle)
Lineage: Eukaryota; Metazoa; Chordata; Testudines; Emydidae
Source: RefSeq, a predicted model, not a curated record
GUGGGGGUGGGAAAUGAGGCUAUAAAGAGGGGCUGGGAGCUGAGAGCCCAUCACUGGGGAUCUGGUGUGAGCCUCUGUCAGUGAGUGACGGCACCUCCUGCUCCAGCGCCAUGGAAACCCUGCAUCCCAGAGCCAGCCUGUGGCUUCUAGUGCUGGGUACUGCUGUCCUGCUGGACCUGGGCACCCAGCCAGUCUGGGGCAUUGAGGACAACAGCCUGCUGCUCACGGGCAUCAAUGAAGAAGCGCUGACUAGGUUCCUCAUACACGUCAAGAGGGGCAUGAAUGAUACCCCCCAGUAUGCAGUGGCCACGCUGCUGCCACGCGCGGCCUGCCAGCAACCAGCCCUCGCAGAGCAGGAAGGUGCCACCAUCCAGAAGAGGCUGCGUGAUGUCCGGGCCAAGGGAAAACUGGAUCGAGACUUCUACAUCAACCAGGACAACUUCAUGGUGGCCAUUUUGCAGAAGGGCGAGUAUACGACCUGGCACGCGGAGGCUGUGCUGGUGGGCACCAUCAACACACCUGACUUCAGAGGCAACUUCCUGGAAAGGUUCCUGGCCACCAAAAAGCAGCAGUAUCCACCCAACAACAGCUGCUUCAUCUUCUUCUCCCUGAUCUCUCCCUGCCUAGAUUAUUGCCUGAACCCCAACAGCAGCACAUACAUCUUGUCAGACCUGGAGCGCAGCUUGCAGGGCUUCGAUUCCCGUUUCCAAGCCUUUGCUUUCAAGUAUGCUUACGAGGAGGAUAAACCCAAGGGCAAAAAGCAGGUGUGGGAAGCCUGGCGCCAGAUCCCCAUGCCCCUGUUCCGCUGCUUCUUCUACCCUCCCGCCAGCUGCAUGAGAUGCAACAACAAGACCCUAGAUAAUAGGUGCUUUGAUGAAAUCUGGCAAUUUUCCGCCAAAGACUAUUUCGACUAACACCCCAUGGAGGAUGGAGGGGGGGCACUCGCCCUGGCUCUGCCACACUCGGCUUCUCUUGCUUUGCUGGGCUCUUUGCCCUCUGAGAGGCGCUGCUUCCGCAAGAGGAGGGUACAACAUCCCCUCUUCCUUCCCCAGUAUCCUGGGUCCACACCCACCCAUCUCGGGGCUGGAGUCAGUCUCUGCCCAGCCAGCAGGAGCCAGGGUUGUAAGGAUGCAGGAGAGCCAGGCUCAGCUACUUUUGCCAUGGCCUGAUGGAACUGGAUUCCCAACCUGGGCAGCAGCGUCCCUUAUGGUAAUGCUGGCCCUUCUAUAGAGCUCCCCAACCUAAAUCCCCAAAGCUAGGUUGGGGCAGUAGCCCCAGUCUACAACAGCAGAAACAGAACAGAGGAGGGCAAGGACCCACCCAAAGUCACACAGAAGUCAGUGGCUGAGUCAGGGGAAACAAAAUAAACAGGAGUUUUGGCCCAUUCUCUAACUACAUUCUUGGAGUUUUGACUAGAACCCAGGAGUGCUGAGGCCCAGUCCCCCUCCCUCCACCCCUACUAUAACUACUUAACCUGCUCCCCUCCCUGAGCUGGGGACAGAACCCAGGCGUCCUGGCUCCCUGCCCCCUGCUCUAACCACCAGACCUUGCUCUCUCACAGAGACAGGGAUGGAACCCAGGAGUCCUGACUUCUUAGUUGGAGUUUCAGGGGAUGGGGGGCGGUUCUGCAGUGGGUCAAGGGUGGGUCCUACUGUGCUGGCACUUUGCCUGCAUCUGGCUAUUGCUGUGAUUGGCACUAAUAAAGCUUCUAAGCAUC